CCAGGAGGGGGGCUGGGCGGGGGCGGCCUCCCGCGAGCAUACAUUAUGCAAAUAGCGGGCGCCGCACGGGGCUGACCUGCCGCCUCUCGCCAUUCACCCGCGCCGCCUCGGGGGCGGAGGUGGCCGGGGAGGGGGCGCCCAUUGUUGCGCGCCGUACUUAAGGGGUCCUGAGGCCGGUCGUGUGCCACACUCGGUGCUCACACGAGCUGAUCUGAUCGCCGGCGACAUCACUCGGGAGACCAGCCCGGCGCGUGGCCCCUGCAGGCGAGGCGAGGCGAGGCGAGGCGAGGAGGCCAAGCCCAUUCCCUCCCUGAGCCCCUGCGAUCUUCCCCGGGCCCUCGCGCCUGCAGCAGGCACAGGCUACUCCCGGGUCGUACGGACCACCGUAAGUGCGCUUCGAAGGCCGUGUCCUCGGUUCACACUCAAGCCCUCUAAACCUCCGGUCCGUCUGUCGGUCCUGCACACCGCCACAAUGCCUGCUCCUUUGGAGACCUGCCUGUCUGAUCUCGACGGCGCCAGCAAUAACAGCAACAGCGACCUGUCCAGCUUCCUCACCGACGAGGAGGACUGUGCCAGGCUCCAGCCCCUAGCCUCCACCCCGGGGCUGUCCGCGGCAGCCCGCAGGAGCGCGCCCACCCUCUCCGGGGCAUCGAAUGUUCCGGGUGCCCAGGACGAAGAGCAGGAGCGGCGGCGACGGCGAGGUCGCGCGCGGGUGCGGUCCGAGGCGCUGCUGCACUCCCUGCGCAGGAGCCGUCGCGUCAAGGCCAACGAUCGCGAGCGCAACCGUAUGCACAACCUCAACGCGGCGCUGGACGCCCUGCGCAGCGUGCUGCCCUCGUUCCCCGACGACACCAAGCUCACUAAGAUUGAGACGCUGCGCUUCGCUUACAACUACAUCUGGGCCCUGGCUGAGACCCUGCGUCUGGCGGAUCAAGGGCUCCCCGGGGCCAGUGCCCGGGAGCGCCUCCUGCCUCCGCAGUGUGUCCCCUGUCUGCCCGGGCCCCCGAGCCCGGCCAGCGACACGGAGUCGUGGGGCUCCGGUGCUGCCGCCUCCCCCUGCGCCACCGUGGCGUCACCACUCUCUGACCCCAGUAGUCCCUCAGCUUCCGAAGACUUCGCCUAUGGCCCCGGCGAUCCCCUUUUCUCCUUUCCUGGCCUGCCCAAAGACCUGCUCCAUACGACGCCCUGUUUCAUCCCGUACCACUAGGCCUUUUUAAGGCAACGUCAAUACUUUCUUCCUCCCCCAGUCUAAGAGCAAUAAUAGAUGGGGAACCGGCUGAAGCCUCGGGGUCUACCCUUACCCCCAAGUGGAUGCUGGGAGCUUUAAAGGGUGUGUGGGGGGGGCGGGGGUGGAUACCUGACCACUUGUUAGGUUCCUGCACCCUCGCUGAAGCUGCCCCUCGGCCUGUUUCUCCACUCCCCGCAGCGGCCCCUCCUGCCCGCCCCCAGACGGCCUUUCGGUUUUUUUGGUUUUCUUUUUUUUUUUUUUCUUUUGCACUUUCUGAAGUUCAUAAAACCUUCUUUGUGACUGACUGGCUCAGAACUGACCCCAGCCACCACUUCAGUGGUGAUUUGGAAAAGGGACGAUGAGCCCCUGAAGACGAGGUGAAAAGUCAAUUUUACAAUUUGUAGAACUCUAAUGAAGAAAAACGAGCAUGAAAAUUCGGUUUGAGCCGGCUGACAAUACAAUGGCAAGGCUUAGAAAGGAGUGGGCUUCAUGCAUUAUGGAUCCCGACCCUCGCCACUGUGGGCUUGCUCCAGGAGGAACCUGAGUGCUUGCUGCAGCUAUUCAGGCACCGGGCUGGAGGGUACUUUAAUUUAUUCAGGAUGCUUCAUUCAUAUGAAAAUGUAUUUUUGUACAUAAAGAAUUUAUUCUAUUAUUAUGAGCUAUCAAAGUUUACAUUUUUGUACUGCAGAUGCUUCGUGUAAAUAAAAAAAAAUGAGAAAAAAACCUAAGUCAGCAGCUUCCUUGCCUAAUAGUGGUGUCUCUGGGACUUCCCCCCCCCCUUCCCCUUGGCAGCUCCACCUGUAAAGUGAAACAU
Messenger RNA from Mastomys coucha (southern multimammate mouse), 2042 nucleotides. RefSeq names its product neurogenin 1 (gene Neurog1). Gene Ontology annotation, molecular function: protein dimerization activity. The record is from RefSeq and is a predicted model, not a curated record. The transcript has a single exon. NCBI's taxonomy places the organism in Eukaryota, Metazoa, Chordata, Mammalia, Rodentia, Muridae. The coding region runs from base 473 to 1207 and encodes 244 amino acids.